GGAAAUAAGAGUGGCUGAUUCUGCGGCAGGACAGGGAUGGGGGUGCGGCACUGAUCCACCCAGAAUGGGAGAGUGGAGGGAUCUUAACUCCUAGAGCCAGAGCUUGGAGGAGGGUGUGAGGCGGUGAGUUAGACUCAACAACUAAUGGGUAAGACCAGGGUUCCUGGGUCUGGCCCCAAAACACCUAAGAAACUGGGAAAAGGCUGGGGUGCUAGAGCUGGCAGUGGGACCCAGCAGAGGGGACAGUGGGGGCAGCCAACCAGCCAUUCUCGGGUAAAUGCUGAAAGGCGCUGAGCGUGCGGAAGAGGGCAUCAUGGAGGGGCCCUGGGGCUGGCUGGUGGUCUGUGUGCUGGCCUUGUCGCUGGCCUCUACGGUGACCCAGGAUGUGUGCCGAGCACCAAACGGGAAGGACGGGGUGGCAGGAAGACCCGGCAGACCGGGGCGGCCAGGCCUCAAGGGGGAGCAAGGGGAGCCGGGGGCCCCUGGCAUCCGGACAGGCAUCCGAGGCCUUAAAGGAGACCAGGGAGAACCCGGGCCCCCUGGAAACCCCGGCAAGGUGGGCUACCCAGGGCCCAGCGGCCCCCUCGGGACCCGCGGCAUGCAGGGAAUUAAAGGCAUCAAGGGCAAUCCAGGAAACAUCAGAGACCAGCCGCGGCCGGCCUUCUCGGCCAUUAGGUGGAACCCACCGAUGGGAGGCAACGUGGUCAUCUUCGACAAGGUCCUCACCAACCAGGAGGGCCCGUACCAGAACAACUCGGGCCGCUUCGUCUGUGCUGUGCCCGGCUACUAUUACUUCACCUUCCAGGUGGUGUCCAAGUGGGACAUCUGCCUGUUCAUCGUAUCCUCCUCCAGGGGCCAGGUCCGACGCUCCCUGGGCUUCUGUGACGCCAACAGCAAGGGGAUCUUCCAGGUGGUGUCGGGGGGCACGGUGCUUCAUCUGCAGCAGGGUGACCAGGUCUGGGUCGAAAAAGAUCCCAGUAAGGGCCGCAUUUACCAGGGCUCCGAGGCUGACAGCGUCUUCAGCGGCUUCCUCAUCUUCCCGUCUGCCUGAGCCGGGGAAGGACCACCCCCCCACACCCCGCCACCGCUCUGGCUUCCAUGCUCUGCUCUGUAAAAUGGGGGUGCUGUUGCUUUAGCUGCUGAAGGGAGGGGGCUGGCUCUGAGAGCCCCAGGACUUGCUGCCCCAUGACACGGGCUCUAAGAAGCUCAUUUCUUAGAACUCUUUCUGGAAUAAACAUCUGUGUCUGUGUCUGCUGGA
Sapajus apella (tufted capuchin) is the source of this 1258-nucleotide messenger RNA. RefSeq names its product complement C1q A chain (gene C1QA). The transcript is spliced from 3 exons. The coding region runs from base 278 to 1051 and encodes 257 amino acids. The record is from RefSeq and is a predicted model, not a curated record. Gene Ontology annotation, molecular function: protein binding. NCBI's taxonomy places the organism in Eukaryota, Metazoa, Chordata, Mammalia, Primates, Cebidae.